Calliphora vicina (urban bluebottle blowfly) is the source of this 867-nucleotide messenger RNA. Its product is annotated as homeobox protein 3-like. The record is from RefSeq and is a predicted model, not a curated record. Bases 1 to 867 code for a protein of 288 amino acids. The transcript is spliced from 2 exons. Lineage: Eukaryota; Metazoa; Arthropoda; Insecta; Diptera; Calliphoridae.
AUGAACAUUUGUAUUUCAAGUACUUCAUGUGCACACUACAAGUCACAAAAUCAAAUAUUAAAAAUACUGCUAAAAAAUUAUCAACACAACAAACAAAUAUUUCAAUAUGAAAUUAUAUAUGGCAACGCUAAUAGCGCAAGUGCAAACAACACCAGAAAUAUUAACAACAUAAACAACAACACAAACAUCAGCACACAUCCCAACACCACAAAUCUAUAUAACACAAACCUCAACAACACAAAUCUCACCAACAUAAGUACCAACAAUACGCACUUCAACACAAAUCUCAACAACACAAAUUUCAACAACACAAAUCUCAACAACAUAAGUACCAACAACUCAAAUACCAACAACACACAUUUCAACACAAAUACCAACACAAAUGUCAACAACACACAUUUCAACACAAAUCUCAACAACACAAAUACCAAUUCAAAUCUCAACAACACAAACACCAACAACACACAUUUCAACACAAAUCUCAACAACACAAAUACCAAUUCAAAUCUCAACAACACCAAUACCAACAACACAAAUACCUACAACACAAAUCUCAACAACUCAAACGCCAAUUACGCUUAUGUCACCUCACACAUAAAUCUGAACAUCACAAACAACAACAAUACAAAUGCUAACAUUUUCAACACGGCAAACAACAUAGCUACCAAACUACAAAUACUAAACAUUAAAAGUAUAUACUGUACCACUUUAAUUAAUGAGUUCUACAAUGAUCAGAGAUUCCUGAAACCAAUCGACCACCUGUACAACACAAGACGUCGAGCAGAAGGAAGAUACAAAGUAGAUCGCCACAGAAAUAACUACGACAAGCCAUUUGGCUUCGCGGGGUUAGAAUUAAGAAAAAUGUAA